Messenger RNA from Lolium perenne, 642 nucleotides. RefSeq lists its product as uncharacterized. Lineage: Eukaryota; Viridiplantae; Streptophyta; Magnoliopsida; Poales; Poaceae. The record is from RefSeq and is a predicted model, not a curated record.
GCGCCGCUGCUGACGCGGGCGGUAAGGGAGGUGCAGAACCGGCGCGGUUGCCGCAGUUAUUCCUUCUCCUGGGCCUCCUGCGUUCUCGGCCGUGGCCGCCGCUCGCCAGUGUUGGCCGUUCGACCAGGAGCUCGAUGUGGUUCGACAAGAUGUGCUGCAGAGGCGGCAGAUGAUUUCUUCUGGUGCGCUUGGAUGCCGCGAGUCAUGGACGCCGCUUUCUUCUGGUUGGGCUGCUUUCAGCCACGACAGGGGAUGAGAGGACAUGGAAGUUGUAGGUCUGAAUCACUCACAGAUCAUUCUCACCCGACACACUCAUCUGUGUGUGGGCGCGACGCGGCGGCGUCGUGCCGAUGUGCCGGCAUGGCGGCGCUGCUAGCAGGAACGUGGACGGCGCUGGCGGUCAGACGUGCUCCAAAUCGUCAAUCCCCAUCCAUGUGUGUUGUCCUGCAGGUCCAGAUAAGAAAGGAGAGGCAGGUUCAGAUUAGCACUCCACCAGCUUCUGGUAGUGGGCACGCUGGGGCAUGGGAGACCAACAUGGAAGGCAACACUGUCCAGCCGUGGGAAAAAUUCCAGAUGCGUUUUUUCUUCAGAUAUGAGCUAAACUGCAGGUAUGUUGGCAACACUGUCCAGCCGAGGCCAUGA